AUGAAAUACAUCCAUCUCAUCGUCCCUCCCGAUUAUGUCGACCUGUUGCAGAUCACCGAGGCACAGACGUCAGACUUCGAGCUGAAGACUCUUAAGAGUAACAGAUCGCUCAAGCUGCAGCUCGUCCCCCUCACCACUUCAGACGGUAACAUCUGGUGCGACUGUUCUACAGGCACUCCUCAUCCGGCUAGUGCCACAACCCUAUCGAAAGCAGGUCUUCAAUACCUUGCACAACUUGUUGCACCCCGGGAUUUGCGCAUCAAUAAAGUUAAUCCACCAACGCUUCGUCUGGCCCAAAAUGAAUCGCGACGUAAUUCAUCGGGCCCGCAAGUUUUUAUUGUGUCAGCAAAAUAA
This is a messenger RNA of Echinostoma caproni, 354 nucleotides long. NCBI's taxonomy places the organism in Eukaryota, Metazoa, Platyhelminthes, Trematoda, Plagiorchiida, Echinostomatidae. The record is from the annotation of a GenBank genome assembly.